This is a messenger RNA of Mesorhabditis belari, 2754 nucleotides long. The record is from the annotation of a GenBank genome assembly. NCBI's taxonomy places the organism in Eukaryota, Metazoa, Nematoda, Chromadorea, Rhabditida, Rhabditidae.
AUGCCGGCUCCUGUGAACCCAAGCGUGUACCCGACGGCGAAGCGCGAUGAGACAGUGUUUGAUGACUAUCAUGGAACUCGGGUGGCCGAUCCCUACAGAUGGAUGGAGGAUCCAGACGGUGAAGCCACUCAAAAAUGGGUCGACGAGUUAAACGGUGUCUCUGAGCCGUUCAUCAAAAAAGCCCCGUCACGAGAGAAAAUGCGGGAAAAAUUGACGGCCACUUGGGAUUACGAGAAGUUCACCAAUACGAGCAAGCGAGGACAGUACUACUACUUUUGGCACAACACCGGUCUUCAGAAUCAAUAUGUUAUUUAUCAAUCGACGAAGCCUGAAGAAAAAGGAAAGGUGUUUUUGGAUGUGAACAAGUUGUCGGAAGACGGGACGACCUCGAUUCGGAUAGGAACUUGGAGUGAAGACGGGAAAACGUACGCCUACGGAAUCUCGGAGAAAGGAUCCGAUUGGAUGACAAUCAAGUUCCGCAACAAUGAUGGCACUGAUCUACCGGAUGUGAUCUCAGGCGUGAAGCACUCUGGAUUGGAUUGGAUGCACGAUGGAAGUGGGGUGUUCUACUGUCGAUACCCGGAUCAUAAGGGCGCUGAAGUUGGGACUUCUGUUGAGAAGCACGAGUUUCACUCACUAUAUUUCCAUCGGAUGGGCACUGAUUCGAAAGAUGAUGUGCUUGUUUAUGAUGAUCGAAGGAAUCCCGAUUACAUGAUUGGAAGCAGCUUAUCUGAAGACGGUCGUUUUCUAUUCUUGGAUAUUUCCCGUGGCUGUGAUCCCUACAAUAUGCUCUACUAUGUCGAUCUCGAGAAGAAUGGUCCUAUCAAGGGAAAACUCGACUCUACUCCACUCUUCGAUAAACUUGACGCAAAAUAUUCUUUCAUCGACAAUACCGGGGACGAUUUCCUGAUCCAAACAAACAAAGAUGCUCCGAUGUACAAGCUAAUUCGGAUCAAUGCAAAGGAUCCAUCAAACCAAGAAGUGGUCAUCGAAGAGAAUAAGAAGAACAAAUUGGAAUGGGCAUCACCGUGUGCGAAUGAUCGAUUGCUUGUGUGCUAUCUGGAGGAUGUCAAGACCACUCUCUAUGCACAUGAUCUUAAAACGGGUGAUCAGCUCUACCAAUUCCCGCUUGAUAUUGGAACGAUCAGUGGUUGUUUCGCGAAGAAGGACGAGACCGAGAUGUACCUCUCAUUUGAAUCAUUCUUGACUCCGACAGUCGUCUAUGCAUUGAACUUCAAAGAUGUUCCUCUCGAGAAAGCACCGGAGAUCAAGCUUCUACGACAAACUACAUUGAGUGGAGUCAAUCUGUCGAACUUCGAGACUCGACAAGUCUUCUUCAAUAGCAAAGACGGCACAAAGGUUCCAAUGUUUAUCGUUUCAAGAAAGGAUCUCGUUUUGGAUGGCAAUAACCCAACUUUACUUAAUGGAUACGGUGGCUUUAAUAUUUCGGAUCUCCCGGCGUUCUCUGUUACUCGACUUUGCUUUGCUCAGGGCUUCAAUGGAGUUGUGGCUGUUGCGAAUAUUCGGGGAGGAGGUGAAUACGGAGAAGAUUGGCAUAAAGGUGGAAUGAAAGGGAACAAGCAAAAUGUGUUCGACGACUUCCAAGCCGCCGCUGAAUACUUGUUGGAGAACAAGUACACCAAUCCAACAAAACUGGCAAUUCAAGGUGGUUCAAAUGGAGGACUCUUGAUGGGAGCUUGUUCCCAGCAACGCCCUGAACUCUAUGGUGCGGUGAUCAACAGAGUUGGUGUCCUUGACAUGCUUCGCUUCCACAAGUUCACAAUCGGCGGUGCUUGGGUGCCCGAAUUUGGAAAUCCAGAUGAGAAAGAGGAUUUCCCCUAUAUCUACAAGUACUCACCACUACACAACAUCGCUUUCCCGAAAGCCGGCCAAUGGCCAUCGACUCUCUUGAUGACAGCUGAUCACGAUGAUCGAGUUGUGCCCUCACACACGCUCAAGUACAUGGCUGAGCUCUAUCACAAGGCAAAGCAACAUCCGGAUCAACAAAAUCCCCUUCUUGCUCGCAUUGAAGUAAAAGCUGGACACGGAGCCGGGAAGCCCACUAGCAAAAUUAUCGCCGAAUACGUAGACAUUGAAUACGCGAAGAGUGAUGCAAUAAAUGAUGAUCAAUUGCAUACAUUGUCGGAAAUUUUGUACUAUGUUUAUGACAUUUCAACGAUUUCUCUUCAUAUCACGACUUUCGUGUUGACUGUCAUCGGUUUGAGGAGAGGAUUUUACAUGAUGUCAUUGUCGUUUCCCGCAUAUCUGAUCUCUGCGAUCGACGAUAUGCUCCAAAUGUUCACGCACGGGAUUUUAACUGAUGAAACUGUUACGCGUCAAUUUGGCUUUGUUGAUAUCACCACUAUCCACAAAUUCACAAUCGGCGGUGCUUGGGUGCCCGAAUUUGGAAAGCCAGAUGAGAAAGAGGAUUUCCCCUAUAUCUACAAGUACUCACCACUACACAACAUCGCUUUCCCGAAAGCCGGCCAAUGGCCAUCGACUCUCUUGAUGACAGCUGAUCAUGAUGAUCGAGUUGUGCCCUCACACACGCUCAAGUACAUGGCUGAGCUCUAUCACAAGAUCAUUUGCAUCACUUUAUCGAUCACUCAUUUCAUCGCUGAUCUUGUAUCGACUUUGAUUCUCAUUUUGGAUUACUAUCGAGAUGAUAAUUCAACGUUGAGCAUCUACUCUCAUUCAUUUGAUCCAGAGAAACGUGGAGCGAUUACUUUUAUAAUGCAAUUCUUCUACUAUGCG